AUGAGUGUGAUCAUCGGCGGAGGAAAAGGUUUCAUUGGACAACGAUUGGUACAAUUGUUAAGAGAAAAAGGUUUUCAAAGUAUUUGGAUUGUAUCCAGGAAAACCGAUGGAAAAGGAAACACAUUAACAUGGGACGAAAUUCGAAAUGGAAAUCUCAGUUCAACGGUCAAACCAAUCAAAGCCAUCGUUAAUUUAGCUGGUGCGCCCUUGAUUAGUUUCCAACGAUGGACAGAUGAAUACAAGAAUGAAGUGAUUCAAAGUCGAAUUGGCACAACAAAAGCAUUUGUUGAUUUUGUUCGAGAUUUGAAAGAAGACAAACCAGAAGUUUACGUGUCAAUGUCGGGCGUUGGAUACUAUAAGCCGGAUCCAGUGCGAGAAUAUACAGAAACAUCCGAGGGUGGUGAUUUUGAUUUUCUUUCAAGACUAUCUAGAGAUUGGGAGCAAGCUUCAGAACCAAUUGAAACAAAAUUCAAUGUCCGAAGAGCUAUCCUACGCGCUGGAGCAGUACUAGGAUCAACAGGCGGAGUCAUUCGAUCGAUGUACUGGCCAUUCUUCUUCUCCUUAGGAGGACCCAUUGGAAGCGGUCAACAGCCUUUUCCAUGGAUUCACGUCGAUGAUGUUUGUUUAUUGAUUAUUCACGCUAUUCAAAAUAGUCAUGUACACGGUAUUUUAAAUGCUUGUGCACCGGACGUGAUCACUAACAAGCAAUUUUCUCAAACAUUCGCUCAUUCGUUUAGUCCACGCCGUCUAGCUAUAUUCCCUACGCCUGCCUUUCUUAUGAAUACUCUACUUGGUCACGAACGUGCAGUAGUUGUCACUGAAGGUCAACGAGUUAUCCCACGUGCAACAUUACAAUCAGGCUAUGUAUUUAAAUAUCCCACAAUCAAAUCAGCGAGUGAAGAUUUAGCCAAACUAUUCAAAUAA
Adineta ricciae is the source of this 924-nucleotide messenger RNA. Lineage: Eukaryota; Metazoa; Rotifera; Eurotatoria; Adinetida; Adinetidae. The record is from the annotation of a GenBank genome assembly.